GGUGACCCCAUUCAAGACGAGACAAGCCCAAUUGUGGUCCAUUUUUCCAUUUCCGAAGAUAAAGUCUGCAACACUCCGCCGGGAGGAGACUGUAACAGAGUUUAUUAUUGGAGAGCUCCAGAUUUCAUAAAUGGCUCCCUUUUCGUCGACCUUUUGACGGAAAUUGUCGAUGCAAUCUCAGAUAGGGAUUCUCAAAGGUUUCUUGAAGUCAUUGAGCCUUCGCAAACGUCGUGGGCUGAGUUGCGACGAUGGAACCGGAAGCGUAAACAGUGGUUUAGCAUCAAUGACGACGACGUUUCAUUGAGCGUGCGGGAAGCGUGCUCAACCUUUAGUACCCCUGGAGACUUCAUUUCUCUUUUCCCACCUGAAGGGGAUUUUGGUAUCUUAAGUGCUGACGUCCUUAUUAACAACGACUCGGACCCCUCUGGAGAGAUUCGGAAAUGCAUUAAUCAGAAUAUUGCUUCCGACAUUGCUGCCGAUAUUGCCUUGAGUGGUGAGGAGUUUGAGAGCGCCGAGGAAACCGAGGAGAGCCAAGAUGUCUGUGUGGACGAUACAUAUCCGUCAGAUGAAGAAGAAGAGAUUGACGAAGUGCAAGAGGCAAAUCCUGAGAAGCCAUGCUAUUAUCCAUCACAGAUAGAAAUGGCAACUAUUCUGAAGAAACGAAUUGACACAAUUAUGUGGCAUUACCACAACAUCGCUAAGCUGAGCGACGCUUUCGACGACGUAGAGUUUGCAGUCUACACAGCAAGGUACCGGAUGCUUAGCGAUCAGACCGAGAAAAGGAUCUGUCACCCUGACGCUGGUGUUCUAUCGAAACAAGAACUCAAGUCACGUAAAGAGUGGAAUGGAAAGAAGAGAAUGUUCAUGUAUGUUCGCAGCGCGGAAACUGACAUGCAUUUUGAGCAGCUAAGAAGAGGCGUCCAAGAAAAACCAAGAACUCUUUUUAUCAUUAUUGCCGAUGAGUGCCAUUGGGGAAUAACAAAAGACAAAGACCAGAAACCAUCGGCACAUAAUCUGUUCAUCAAUGAAUGGUGUAAGGAAAACUCUCCCAUAAAUGUGGUCGUAGUGCAAAUCUCGGCAACACCUUUCAACCUUUUAACGCAGAACUCCCGCCUUCCUGAAGUCCGUUGCCUAAUUCUCUACGAGAGAACUUCUACCCUGCGAGGCAAUCAUUACGAAGCUGGCGAUCUCUUGGUUUUAGAAAGUGAACCUGAGAUUGAAAAACAUGACUUUUCAAAACCAACGUCCAAGGAAGUAGAACUUCAUGUUGUCCACUGGUCGGAGGUAGAGUUGAAGAACUUUGAAAGGGGAAUGCGGAUGAAACUCAAGUCAACAUUAACAGUCAAUCGUUCUCCACACCCUCGAUACCUUCAUGUUUCCACGGAGGGGAAACUGGGCGUCGUAUACAAUAAAAGUGAUGCCACUGACUUUCUUGUACAGGGGAGUCACGGUAUCGUGAUAAUCAAGGCCAUUUUAAACGAAGGCAAUGUCCGCACACUGACGGGAGACUCGCACGGAAUGCUGGGAACCAUUGUCCACCCUCAGGAAUCAGCUAAGUUUGAGGUAAAGUUGGACUUUGGCGUUGGAGUUGUGGCGUUUUCUUGCAGUGACAGGAGAGAUCUCUAUUUAGCAGUCGACGACAAAGAUAACGUUUUGUUGCAAACAGCUAGAAUUGAAAGAAAAUGUGGUGUGUCUAUUAUGAAAGCCAAACACGACUUGGGUCGCGUUUCAUUCGAGUUUUACAUUGAUCAAUGUGGACCAGCAGAAGUUGACUUGGUUGAACAACAGUACAUGAGUUUAAACUACUAUCUAAGCACCAUGAACUGCUGUAAAAAGAGUGAUCAAAAGAUUCGUCAGGACAAGUUUUUUCAAGGGAUCGUGGACACGGCAAAAAGAAAAAUCAAGCGGUGCACACCCCACUCAUCAUCCCUCAAGAUAGAUGCCCUGCUAUGCGCGGAGUACUGCUACUAUAUUCUCCUAGUUGGCACAUACAACAGCGAUGACAAAAUCCGACAGGUACUUAUCAAUGGUACAGGAGAAUCUCCCGCUGAUCAGUUCACUGAAAAGGUUCGUUCUUUCAGAGAAGAACUCAAGAACAACGCAAAGUACAUUCAUCACGAAGCCUUUGAGUUGGUUGUAAGAGAAUGUUGCGGCGAGGUGAAAGAAACUUUCAUAGACAAUGUGAAAAAAUUCUCAAGAUCCCAAAAACAAAACAGAUCAACUGGUAAACUGGACUCUAAUCAAAAUUUAGAAACAGAAUUUGUUGCCUGUCUGAUGCACUUGUCUCGGGAAGAUCUAAAAACUAUCUUGGAAGACCCCCUCAUGAAUGGUAUUCUAAAAGAGAUCAAGACGUCACUAAAGCAAAACAACUGCCACAAGAUGAUUGAAAUAUGGACGGGUGUUGUUCGGCAGUACGAAACAGGAUUUCUUGUAGAAAGCCUAAUCCAGAGUGGCAAAGGGAAAUGCGGUAAAAUGAAAAUUGUACGAGCAAAAAGCAUGGAAACCGCCAAUCAGUUUUACCACACUCUUAAAUUGGCCAGGAAACUGUCCUCCUUGGAGAAUUCAUUUGAGAUCAUAAGAGAUUAUGGUGGAAUCCAAAUCGAGAAACAGAUGAUGAAAUCAUCAAGUCCUUUCUUCCUUAAGCUCCAGCCAAAGGAAUGCCAGUUUCAAUUUGACUGCCGUUGCCGUGAGCUUGAGCUACGCCCCGGCCGCAAGAAGUGUACCAAUUGUCAACACGUUCAUAAGUCAAUCACUCAGUAUGAAGACUUAGAAAAUUUGGCAUGUGUUCUCAUCCUGGUUGAUAAAGGUCGCAAGGGGGACACAUUUCCCCAAAGCUUUGAUUGCCUUGACCUUCGACUAAACUGUGACAGUAGUCGGGAAUUCAAAGAGGGCUCACCACUUUUUUUGUCAAUUGUCAUUCAAGAACUUGGAAGAAUGUGCCGUUAUGCAAAGGCGUCAAUCCGAGAAUCACGUGAUCAGUACAAUCCUUAUGUGUUGGUUGGAAGGGAGCUUUACAAAAGGCUUGGUGAAUCAUUGAAACGUUCCCCAGCUAUGAGCACAAUUUAUUGUACCAGAGCUGAUCGGUACAUGUCAACCUCCAAAAGCAAACUUGAGACAUCAUCUUCACUGCGUUGGUUGGACUAUGAAGCUCAUAAGGAUCGCUAUGAUUACGGUAACAAGCAAACACAUUGCAACAGAAUCCUUCUCCAAGCUGAACCCCAGAUCGGCAAAACGGGUACCUAUCUUUGCCUCAUUAAGCAGCUUAGGCAAGACAUUCUUGGAAAAGAAAAGAGGCCUCUGACACAAACUACCGCAUUUGAUGAAGGCAGCUUUUAUCUCCAUGAACAAUGCGACUCCCUUGACGAGACAAUAGAAAGCAGCGUGGAAAGCGAUGAAAACUGGCAAUUUCCCUAUUGGAAGACGAUCGAGAACUCUCCCAGUCUUUACGAAAAAGCGGUGGGACAGGGGAAGUAUUCAAUUGGAGGGCUCUUCUACACUCACGACAUCGAAGAUAGUCCCUUCUUCCUAAUGAAACGAGAAAAGAAGAAGCCAAUCAAGUCAAUUCUCAAUUAUGAGAGAUUGCUAUCAAGACAUUGUGGAGAUGGUGUUCGCGCAUGGCAUUGGUACCAUUUUGAGAACUGUGUUGAAUGCGGAAGACUACUUCAAGGAGAGCGGCCAGUUUUGGAGACGCUUGAAGUAACCAUAGAUAGCGCUCCGGUAACGGUCACUUGUUCAAUUCCAACCAGCAGUCUAGCAUACAAUUACCUGCAACGUCAUCUCAGGAGUUUUAGGUCAGUGGAAGUGUCCUGGACCGAGUUCAACUGCCCUGGAGUGACCUCGCUGUCUUAUUGGAUAUUCCAUCCCUCUCACAGAGAUGAUCCGCGAAAGUGUCUUCUAAACUAUCAUCACGUGAUGCAAGAAGAAAACCAAGUAGCUAGUUAUCUGCAAGUUGCUGUGGUUCGAAGUGAAAUGUUCCAGGCCUACAAAUCCACCUGGGGGAAGGUGAUUGCAAUAUUUCAGCUGCCAGAUGAACUACCGAACUGCGAACUUGGACCGAGUGAAGGAGGUGUGGGUUACGCGAGGUUGUUUAUUCAGAAAAUUGCAUUUGCUCUAAGGCUGGAAUACGUUUAUGUGAUUGAUGACAAUGUGGCCUUGAUGUCCGAAGCAGUGUUGAGGUCGGACGAAGGAAGAACAACAGGUCAGAGCGUUGUCAGAGAUGAGAAUGGAGUGAUGAAGAUGGAAAGAUGUUCUUUCUUAAAACCUCUCACUUACCUUCAGAAAAUUGCAAACGGAAAAGGCAUCCACCCGAUGAAAGAAAGCAAUACGAGCCACAUCCUUUAAAGGAUCAGCCCGAGGGCCGACAGUUUCCCCUGUAUACGUAUACAGGUCCCGCUAAGUUGUUUGGUGACAGCCCUUUCAAGAGUUAUGGCAUUCUAGGUCUUCUCAGAAGUGUCCCCAUAUCGGUCAGGCCAUUUGCGAAGACCCAGGUUUAUGCUGCUGUUUUGUUGAAUGUCAAAAGCACGGUGGAAAAGGAAGUGUUUUAUCGACCAUGGCCGUGUUGGGAAGACUUGCGCUUCAACGACGAUUGCGACAAAGCUGGUUUAUGGGUAGUGAAAUGCAAUCGCUUCCUUUUUCACAAAGUCCAAUACAACGACUGGAUCAAGGAUCUCGCACGUCCGACUAUUUUUGUAUGGAAAAAAGAUAGCUUUCUGGAAAAACGACCACUUGCUAGUGCGCUGCCAAAGGUAGUUGAGGAGGAAAUCAUCUUGGACCACCUUCGCAGCUUUGUCAACACUAAGGGCCAUGAGAAUUGCUUCAAAGGACAGAUUGGAUAUGAUCGGCCGGACGAUUGUGAGGACCAACUCUCCCCCACAAAAAUUAUUGACAGUCUUGACCUUCAGAACUACGAAUGGCAGGAGCUCGGUUCCACUGAUGAAGUUCCAGUCCUUAUUGUGUCGUACUGUGCUUCAGCUGCUAAUCGGAAGACCAGAGACAUGAUGCUUUUGAUUUCAGCGUUUUGUGCAGCCCAAGAAAAGAUUGUUUUCAUCACGAGUGCUAAAGAUGCAAUAGAAAGGUGGCCCGGGUUGACUCUGGCGACCAUAGCGUCGCACAAUGGAAUUUGCCUCACUUCCGAAAUGAGCGACAGAUGUGGUCGGUUUUCCAUUUUGUCUGCCGCUGACCCUAGAAGACAUCAUCUACGGUGGAUUGUGAUCGAAGCAUCCUUCUCGAAAGAAGAUGGCAUGAUGCUGGAAGAAUUAAAUGUAGCUGUUGAAAGAAACGUCUCUGAAAAUGCCACAAAAGCGGACGAAAGUAUCCUUGCUGAUCAUCAGCAACACUUCAGUGGAGAAAGUACAAAAGCAUUUGAAGAGGGAUCUGUCAGCACAAAGAGUAAAGGAACUGUGGAUGUAGGAACAUCCACCCAACCACUGUUAAGAAGCGAUUCAGGUACCAAAGAAUCCCUUAGUACAAACCGUUCUCCUCAUGAAAUCUCAUGCCUUAAAAGGACGUUUCAAGAAACUCUAGAGCCAUAUCGUCAGGAAUGUUCGACUGUCAAGGAAUUUCUUGAAGAAAUCACCUGUCAAAAAUCAUCUUUUCUCCCCUCACACACGUUUCGUCAUGAUUCACCUAAUGCAAAGCAAAGAAUUGUUGAAGAGUCUCCAAGCAAGCGGCGAAAAAUUGUUGAUUACUUUGGCCAGAAAAUUAAAAACAGGGAAAAGCGUAACAGAAAGGGAAGUAAAAAUGAUGAAGCCACUUCGGAAAACGAACAGUCACAAGUAAGAAAGAAAAAGAAAAAGGAAUUAAAAAGUGAAAGUAGCCAGAAAAGUAGGAGCCCCACUAAUGCUAGUCAAGUGAUAAUGUCAAAGAACAAAGAGGACAAGAAGAGGGCAUCUAUAUCUUCGCUACAUGAAGAAACUGAUGAAGAUGUAGAAACCACAUCUAAUACUAGCAGCCAAACGAGCACGUAUUCCAUACAGGAGGAGGACACAGAAUGGCCCAGUGUACCAGAUACAUACAGUGCUGAUGAUGUUGCAAGUAACAGUGAUUUUAAUACAAGUUCCCUACAUACAACGUCCACUUCGAGAAAUCAAAACGCCGAAGAAAUGUCAUUAUACAUGGCGGGAACUAACGACGUCACAGCAGUGAUUGUUAACCUUUGGAAUCAACGCAAACAGAUGAAAAAAGGAGAAGAUCUUUCAAAGGAACACGUUGAAAAAAGUCUCGACUGCUUUGUAUGUGGGGAGUUGGAGACAAAAGACCAACAUGGCUACAAUGCACUUUUAAAGGCGUGUUCCUUGCCUUCUAUGAGUCCUCAUGUAAUGCAGCACCUGUUAGUCGUUCGAAAAGUCGACUUAAACUGUAAGCUUCCAGAUGACUUUGACAGGGACCACCGCUCAGCCAAAGGGUUAAUUCCUGGAAUGUCCGCUCUGUCAGUAGCGAUAAGGAGACAAAAUAUAAGCUGCAUUUCAACCUUCAAAAGACGAGAAACAGAAACCAAUGUAAGAGACGCUGACCAGGAGGGGAACACUGCUUUGCAUCACUGUGUUGCAUCGGCAUCGAAAGGAGCAUUCCAGAAGCUGUUCCCACUUUAUAAAGAAUUAAACUGGAAAACAAUGUUUAACAGAGAACUGGAAAGUCCUCUGGACAUUGCACAGAACUUGGCAAUGGACAGUGCUGCAAAAAAGAAACAAGCACUAGGCUACAUCCUUGAAGAAAUGGAGAGAAGUAGCCCUUCAGAUGUAUUCAGGUAAAUGGCAAUUGACGGCUUUGCUUGCUUCUUUUUAAAGAGGUUAUAACCAAAGGAUACCGUAAAUACUCGAUGAAACCCCCCCCCGCGCGCGGUGUGUGUGUGUGUGUGGGGGGGGGGAGGGUUUCCUAGAGAGAGGAGUACUUAAAAAGUUUUUAUAGCCAAAUUCGUUGUUUUCGCGCUGCUCGUUUGCAAACUUCCAAUGGGUUUUUCUGUUCCGUCUAUCAUUUGCGUGGAGGCGGAGUUAAUGCAAAUCACAAUGCAACGCACUCGCCCAGCUUGGCCCGCAAAAACAAAACUGAGAAUGACUCAAGACUGCUCAAGAAAAGCAAAGGAAAUCGCGAUGAUGAGUAAAAUUUUUGUCGAGAGCAGGAGGCAGACAUUGCUUUAUUCUUGCAAGAGACAAGAAUAAGAAAGAAAAAUCUUUGAAGAAAACUAUUCGAUUAUUGCCCCAAACAGGGCGAUCACAAGCAACGAGCCUUUAAACACAGAAAUAAACAGAGUAGAUCGAAAUGCAUGAAUCACAAGUAAACAUGUGUUUCCUAAGAGGUCCGUUAAGAUGAUUGACGGGACAUAAAAACCCAAAAUUCUUUUGAAGUUUGCAAAACGCGCAGCGAGAUACAACGAAUUUGGCUAUAAGGUAUUUCGGAAAAUAACCUUCCUGCACUAACCAGGGAGUAUCCACAACGAUUUUGACCGGUUUUCACCGUUUAUGAUAAAAACGGGUCAGAAUUUUAACAAGGAAAGGAAAUGACACCUUAGCCUUAUUGAUGAUUAUACCUAAGUUGCACGGCCCAAAUCCCCUGCAGGAUUUCAACUACCAUGUGGUAUGAAAGUUACGAGGAUGUUCAAUUUCGCGGAUGAUUUCUUAUUAGCUCUGGGGAACCAAUUGACGCAAAUUUUAAGACUAUGGCUAUUUCCGGCGAAAUCGAAGUCGCUAAGAUCGCUUACGAGACGACGAUCUUAGAUUUCCGUGAUUCUGUCGUCCUCGUGGCUGCUCACGCAAAAAAUGUCUUGAUAUGUGACAAUUAACUGACGAUUUGUCGGAAAACACCCGAAAGAACGACUCUCGUAGGUACUCAUAGAUAGGCUCAAUUUUACUAGAUUUCCUGCUUUGAGGGCAUGAAUGCAUCGCUGCAGGUCGCUCGGUUAGAAAACCUGUAAUGAAAAUAUCGUGAGUUAACACGAAGCUAGUGCGAUUUUGUCCUUCUCGAGGAUUUUCUUCGUUAACUUUAAUAAGUCCCUUGGCGAAUAAGGACACGUUACAUGAUUACUUAAUUGAGUACGAGUACACUCUUUGGAAUACCAAAAUGAACAUGAUAGUCGUGACACAACCCCUUUAACUACAUGACAAAGUACAACCCGCCACCAGCCUUCGAGCAAUCUCUCCUAAUUAAGCGAGGGAAGCGAGCUGCGCGAGAACGCGCGAGCGAGCAGCACCCCCGCUUUCGCGUCUCCUCUCGCGUGCCUUUCGCUCGUCUACUUUUCACGAUAUCCCCCAAAUGGAGAGCUUUCUCGCAGGCUAACCCGGUACAGAACUUGCAAACGCGUUUUCUGUAUACGUUCUCACGUUUUUCCAUUUGUUGCAGUGUUAAAUCAUCUGACGAAGAAGACUUGUGA
This is a messenger RNA of Porites evermanni, 8365 nucleotides long. The record is from the annotation of a GenBank genome assembly. Lineage: Eukaryota; Metazoa; Cnidaria; Anthozoa; Scleractinia; Poritidae.